Anneissia japonica is the source of this 4875-nucleotide messenger RNA. Its product is annotated as transportin-3-like. Gene Ontology annotation, cellular component: cytoplasm; nuclear membrane. NCBI's taxonomy places the organism in Eukaryota, Metazoa, Echinodermata, Crinoidea, Comatulida, Comatulidae. Gene Ontology annotation, biological process: protein import into nucleus. The transcript is spliced from 22 exons. The record is from RefSeq and is a predicted model, not a curated record. Gene Ontology annotation, molecular function: small GTPase binding. The coding region runs from base 90 to 2873 and encodes 927 amino acids.
UUUGACACAGCUCCAUGUUGUGAAGUAUUCGUGUGGAAGUAGCUUAGAAAGAUAAGAAGUUAAACUUCUUUUUUGCACUUUGUAAAAUCAUGCAGGCAGCUCCUCCUGUUGACACUGUCAUACAGGCAGUCCAAACUCUGUAUCACAAUCCAGAUGUUGCCGAAAAGGAAAGAGCAUCGACAUGGCUUGGAGAUUUUCAACGAUCGAUUUAUGCAUGGCAAAUCUCUGAUGAAUUACUCCAACGAAAACAAGAUGUGGAAUCGUGUUAUAUUGCAGCACAGACCAUGCGUACUAAGAUCCAAUACUCUUUCCAUGAGCUUCCAGUUGAAUCGCACGAAUCUCUACGGAAUUCACUUAUUAACCAUAUCGAGGUACUCAGUGAUCCCAACUUUCAAGUUAUCAUGACCCAGCUGUGUCUUGCCCUCGCUGAUCUUGCACUUCAGAUGCCCCAGUGGCGUAAUUCAGCAAGUUUUUUAAUUCAAAAAUUUAGCAGUAAUCAGACACAUGUACCAAUCUUGCUGGAGAUUUUAAUAGUCCUUCCAGAGGAGAUCCAUAGUAGGUCGCUACGUCUAGGGCAGAAUCGACGUGAAGAAUUCUCACAAGAACUUACAGAGUCUGCUCCAGCUGUUCUCAAUUUAUUGACAGCAUGUAGUGAAACCUACCAAAAUGAUCAUAGAAUUUUAGGCCGAGUUUUCAAGUGUCUAGCAAGUUGGUUUUAUCUGCAAAGCUUACCGACACGUGAAGUCGCUGGUAGUAAAAUACUCACAGUCAACUUUCAAGUACUUAUGAACCAUAAUACGCCAUCAAUGCUGCAUGAGGCAGCCAGUGACAAUGUCGUAGCUGCGUUAUAUUCCAUGGAGGAUAUAGAAGAGCAUCCAGAGCUAGCACAUGCACUGUACCAAGGUGUAAUGCAACUCCAUGAGGCAUACCACAUGGCUGUAGCAGAAGAAGACAUAGACAAAUGUGUAAACUAUAGUAGGAUAUUUACAGAGCUUGCUGAAGCUUUCUUAGAAGUCAUGGUAGAGUCGCCAGGAAGGAAUUUAGGUGAUCUUCGAAUUUUAGGAGCUGUUUUGGACUGUGUAGGGCACUGCCAAUAUGAAGUAGCCGAGAUCACAUUUAAUUUCUGGUACAGAAUGUCAGAGAUAUUAUACAAACGUGAUAGCCAGAUUUUAAACGAUGUAUUCAGGCCGUACAUACACAGGUUAAUUACGGCACUGGCCGGACAUUGCCAGCUAGACCCAGACCAUGAAGGAAUUCCGGAUGAGCAUGAUGAAUUUGGUGAUUUUCGUAUGCGAGUAUCUGACUUAGUAAAAGAUGUGGUUUACCUGGUCGGGUCAACAACAUGCUUUGAACAAAUGUUCAACAACCUUGCCAGUCAUCAAGGAGGUGCAUCAUGGGAAAUCACAGAAGCAGCUCUCUUCACAAUGACUGCUGUUGCAAAAAAUAUUCUUCCGGAAGAGAAUGGAGUUGUACCACAUGUAUUACAAGCAAUAAUCAAUCUUCCACCCUCAACACAUGUUGCUGUCAAAUACACUAGUACCAGGAUGUUGGGACAACUUGCAGAAUGGAUUGAAAAACAUCCUGACUACCUAGAACCAAUUCUCAGCUUUUUAACGGACAAUCUACGCAUCGAUAGCCUAGCAUCAGUUGCUGCUACGUCUUUAAUGAAUCUAUGCUCAACUUGUCAAGAUCCAAUGAGAAAACACUUUGAUGGUCUUCUACAAAUUGUCCAAGCAAUGGACUCUUUCAAUUUAUCACAUGAAGCAGGUGUUGGAUUACUAAGAGGUUCUGCAAUGGUCCUCUCCAAGAUGCCUCUAGAUAAGAUAUGUGAAGGGCUCAAGCAGUUAGUUUAUGUACAAAUCACACCUCUAAGUCAGUCUUUAAAGUCUGGUGAAGUUGUCAAGUCCGGUGCCAAGGGAGAUCCAACAAUAUGGCUUGACAGAUUAGCUGAAAUCUUCAGGCACACAAAUCCAUUAGUUAUGAAUGGUGAAGCUCAUCCGUGCCAGCCCCUCAUUCAGGACAUCUGGCCAAUACUGUCCAGUGCCUGUGAACGAUACCAAGCAGAUGUUAAAAUCAUUGAGAGAUGUUGCCGGUGCUUGCGUUUCGCCAUCCGAUGCGUCGGUAUGGGCUCAGUGGUGCUUCUAAAUCCAUUAGUUACACAAAUGGUGAAUAUUUACCGAGUACAUCAGCACUCAUGCUUCUUGUACCUGGGAAGUAUUUUAGUAGAUGAGUAUGGGAAAGAUGAAGGAUGUAUAGCUGGUCUUUUAGAGAUGUUACAGGCAUUCAUUGUGCCAGCGUUCCAACUGCUACAGGGUGAGAAUGGUCUGCGAGAUCAUCCAGACACAGUCGAUGACCUUUUCAGACUGUGUGCAAGAUUCGUUCAACGAAACCCACUUGCAAUCCUUGGUUCAUCCGUGAUGCAGUCAGUCUUAGAAUGUGCAAUCUUCGCCAUCACCUUAGCUCACCGGGAAGCUAACGCAUCUGUCAUGAAGUUCUUCCGUGAUCUUAUUCACUGUGCAACAGAGAAACAGGAUAAAGAUGAUUUUGAGACACGUGUUACGCUUGUGAAACCAUUGUUGUUUUCUCACGGAGAGGAAAUCACAAAGGGAAUCAUCACAGCCUGUGUCUUUCACUUACCAUCCUUCAUGGUACCUGAUCAAGGAGAUGUCCUCUUCCUCCUGAUGAAGUUAGACCGAGCAGCUGUUUGUACCUGGCUUGAGACCACAUUGAAAUCAUUACCAACUCAAAACAGUGUUGGAACUGUGAAUGCUACACAGAAGCAGCUGACAGACUUCCAUAAAGCUGUCACAAAGUCGGAGAAUCAGAAAGAAAUAAUCUAUGCACUAAGAGACUUUGCCCGUUUAUUCAGAUAACAGGACCAAUUGCUUUAAGCUAGAAUGAUGUUGCUGGAUUGGACAGAAACACUCGAGAUUUCCAGCAGUGGACUUAAGUGUACAUUGUGCAUGAUGGAAUAUGGCAGAAAAGAUGCGACUUAAUUACUAAAAGUAGUCAGGAAGAAAUACGUUUUAGGUAGUUUUCGCAACAGAAUUUUUAAAUAUAUAUUUGCGAGAACUAUUUGAAAUAUUAAAUGUGCAGGCUGCCUUUCUGGUGGAUUAUGAAAAGAAGUUUUAUAAAUACAGAAUAGGAAGAUGUGAAUAUUCCAGUAAAUGUCAACCCUCUCACCAGUAUAAAAUAUAAAUUGACAUUCAAGUUAAUAUGUGAUCAGUGUGCCUAUAGAAUGGUUGUUCACAUGAAAUCUGGUCACAAGAAAUCAACUGGUGGUAAAAGAUGAAAAGGGCUAAGGAAACCAGUGCCAAUGUUAAAUAACCCAUUUAUAUUGAUCAAUCCUACAUUAUUUUGAUAAUGGGAGAAACCAAUGCCAAUCAUUUUUAAAUAAUCAAUGUCAGAAAUUCACUUUAGAUUUCUUAAGAGGCUGUAUUACAGAUGGAUUACGAAAAUGUUUCAACCGUAAUUUUAGAUUUCUUCGGAAUUAAAAUCUUGUCAAAGGUAUUCAAUUUCUGUAGCAGAGUAUAGGUCAAUAAUGAAAUUCUUUUAAUUCUUUGAUAAAUUAUACAUAAUUCUUCUAAUGGUACAAGUAAACAUUAUUGUUGAGCUGUUAUUUUCUUAAUCAAGUUGUGUAAUGCAAUCUUCAGUGCAUAUUGACCUUUUUAACUUUCAUAUUUUGUUGGUUGGUAAUUAUUAGUGCGAUAUAUAGUAUUACACUACAGUUAUUUUAUGUUGAAAUUGUAUAAUAUUUUUUUAAAGAUUGUGAAAAGUUAUUAGUAAUAGUGACUUUGAAUGUGUUAAAUUAUGUUGUGGUUACUCUUUGAUGAUGGUAUUUGAAAGAAUUUGUAUAUGUUAACUCUAAUACCUCUAUAUUGAGCAAUUGCAUGGUGUCAAAAGAAUGUAAUUGCAUUGAAUAAUUCAAAUAAUGUCAUACUGUAGUUAAAUAAUGUCUGGUAACUUAAUUUGAAAUUGUAAUUGAGUCACUAAUGUACAAGUUAAAUUAAGAUUGAUUGAUUUAAUCUCCAAUGAUGGGUUGAAAAUGACAACCAGUCUUCUUGCAUGGUGCAUCUAGCCAAGAAAAUCUGACAUUGCACAGAUCCAUUUUGUUGUUGUUAUUGGUUAACCAUUGCAAAUGUCAAAUCAGCUUACAGUAUUCAUUUAGCUUGCUAAGACAGAAUCUAAAAAGGAUCCAGUAAUGGAACAUUUUCUAAAGUAGAUUGCUUUUUGAUGUUAAGUUAAGGAAGAUUGUGAGUUAAAUUUAGUGACCCCAACUGCUCUUAGUCAUGGUGAAAAAUGUCAGAUUUGCUAACUUUCUUAGAAAAUUUGUUUAAACACAAAUAUUAUGUUUACCAAGCGUGCUGAAUGUCCUUACUCAAAAGCUUUGCUAUGUCUGUCUAUAUGUUCAUAUCAGUAUGAAAUGUCACAGUACAGUAUUUUUUUUAUAUUCAUUCUCAUCACAGCUUUAUUGUUGCUUGUUGAGGUAGUGGUGUUGCCUUUCUAAUUGGGGCUUUCUAAUUUGUGUAUGUGCACUUAUACAAGUGUAAUUCAGUUUCAUCUAGAAGUUAACCAUGUUUGUGUUCCAUGUUUUUUGUUUGUACAAGAUAUUGAUUUUGUUGCAAAGUUCUUCCACAUGUAUGGUUCUAACAGUCUUUUUUAAAGUUCUUAAUAAUCAUCAAUUUCUUGAGCACUGUGUUUAUUUUUCUGCUUCUAAUGAUUGUGCUUAGAAAAUUUUAUUUCUCUUGGUCCUGGAUCAAGGUAGUAUUUUAUCAUGUUUUUAUUUUUUUAGAUGUAAUAUCAUACAAAAGCCUGUUGCAUAUAUGUAAAGAUGUAUUUUCAUCAAAACACCUGAUUAAAAAAUACAAACAUUUU